Molecule: messenger RNA, 1690 nt
Organism: Coccidioides immitis RS
Lineage: Eukaryota; Fungi; Ascomycota; Eurotiomycetes; Onygenales; Onygenaceae
Product: ethanolamine kinase
Exons: 5
Coding region: 206-1498 (430 amino acids)
Biological process (GO): phosphatidylethanolamine biosynthetic process; phosphatidylcholine biosynthetic process
Cellular component (GO): cytoplasm
Molecular function (GO): choline kinase activity; ethanolamine kinase activity
Source: RefSeq, a predicted model, not a curated record
AAAAAAAAACCUCAUUCAUUGCUCCUCCGUACCACGGGCGUUCUUUUGUUAUUUGAAGAGAGGGACGUCCGCUAAUUGCCUUUGCCAGGUUUCUGUGGAAUCUGCGUUCCUUGGUUGAAUACACUUGGCCCAGUGCUGCUCAACCCCGGACUGAUCUGCUUCCCCGCUCGCACGAGACCACCCUUAUAGAGAACUUGUUUACAGUAUGGCUCCUAGCCAGUCGACCCAAGGUGCAGGCCAUGCAUCGACAAGGUACAUUCCUCUGUCGUACACUCAUGCUGACUCCCAGGCUUCGGCAUUGAGGCUUGUCCUGGCUUUGCGACCGGAGUGGGAGCAUGCUGAAGGCAAGAUUGAAUUCGUGAGGUUCACCGAUGGCAUCACGAACACGCUGUUGAAAAUUAUCCGACGAGCCCCGGGUAUGACCGACGAGGAGAUUGACAAUGAAGCAGUGUUAAUGAGAGCCUACGGCAAUCAUACAGAGGUCCUCAUCGAUAGAGAAAAGGAAAUACGAUCCCAUGCCUUGCUUGCGUCGAAAGGCCUCGCUCCUCCCCUGCUAGCUCGGUUUAGGAAUGGCCUCCUGUAUCGCUUUAUCCGUGGACAGGUAGCCUCUCCGCAUGACCUUACCCAACCACAUAUCUGGCGGGCGGUUGCACGGCGGCUUGCCCAGUGGCAUGCCGUCCUCCCGAUCAAUGACUAUACCACUAAUCCAGUAAUCCCAGACUCCGCAAACGGGACUGCAACUCCCUUGGACAUUGUGGAUGGAAAUACGAACUGCUCUGUCGAAGUCGACGAUGACAUACACCCGGUCAAAGAGCAGGGAGAUGGAAUACCCACACUUUGGACCGUGUUGCAGAAGUGGAUUCUCGCUCUCCCCGUUACCACCGAUAAGGAACGUGAAAGACGAAAGCGGCUUCAGAAAGAGUUUGAAAGAAUUGUCGCGGAGUUAGACGAUCAGUCAGGCCUGGGAGAAAAUGGGCUGGUCUUCGCUCACUGCGACCUUUUAAGCGCGAAUGUUAUUCGACAGCCGAAGUCAGCCACGUCUAUUGCCUCUGAACAGGACUCGGUCGAAACUGUCAGCUUCAUUGACUACGAGUAUGCCACACCAUCGCCCGCAGCGUUCGAUAUUGCAAACCACUUCGCCGAGUGGGGUGGUUACGACUGUGAUUACAACAUGAUGCCCACGCGCUCCGUCCGCCGUGGAUUCCUCACAGAAUACGUCCAAAGCUACAGUAAAUAUGCAGAUUUGGGUCAAACCCAGGAAGAAGCUGUCGAGAAGCUGUUCCAGGACGUUGAUAGGUUCAGGGGAAUCCCCGGUUUCUAUUGGGGUGUAUGGGCGUUGAUCCAAGCGACGAUUUCGCAGAUCGACUUCGACUAUGCCAAUUACGCUGAAGAACGCCUUGGGGAGUAUUGGGCUUGGCGUCACGAAGUAGAUGGCACCCGCGCCAAAGCUGGCGAGGAGAUGCCGCUUCGAGAACGUCGUUGGGCCCAAGAAGCCUAGCAAAAAUCACUUCCAAACUGGGGAAACUAUCUCCAUCUUCCCUUUUGGAUUCUCGACGUUGUUCCCUUCUUUUUUUUUUUUUUAUCCCUUCCCUUUUUGCACUCGCUGAUCCUUCUUUUCCUCCGAUAAUGACACGUUUGGAGAGAACUUGGGGAGUUACACAACGUCGAAUCUCAACACCAUUUUUUCGGG